Molecule: messenger RNA, 339 nt
Organism: Camellia sinensis
Lineage: Eukaryota; Viridiplantae; Streptophyta; Magnoliopsida; Ericales; Theaceae
Source: RefSeq, a predicted model, not a curated record
AUGGGUGGCGUGGUUGGUAGCAGCAGGUUGGUUAGCAGGGGAGCUGCCAUGGGUGUGAGAAAGAAGAAGAUCUUGGGGUUUGGAUCUGCAGUGGGUGUUGGUUCUGCAGUGGGUAUGGGUGGCUCGGCUGGCAGUGUUAGAAGGUUGGUGUACCGGGGUAGAGAUGUUGGCUUGCAGCAGCAUCGGCGUGGUGUGGGCAGCAGCAUAGGCGUGGGUGGCGUGGGCAUAGGGUGUUGUAGCAGCAUAGGCGUAGCAGAGGCGUGGUGUGGCUGCAGCAGAGGUGUGGGUGGCGUGGGAAUAGGGUUGGCUGGGAGUAGCGUGGGCAUAGAGUUAGCAUAG